Molecule: messenger RNA, 2532 nt
Organism: Malania oleifera
Lineage: Eukaryota; Viridiplantae; Streptophyta; Magnoliopsida; Santalales; Ximeniaceae
Product: phenylalanine ammonia-lyase-like
Exons: 2
Coding region: 158-2308 (716 amino acids)
Biological process (GO): L-phenylalanine catabolic process
Cellular component (GO): cytoplasm
Molecular function (GO): phenylalanine ammonia-lyase activity
Source: RefSeq, a predicted model, not a curated record
GAUACCUUAUUUAAAGAACCCAUCAACCGGUGAAACAAUUCUCAGGGAAUUAACUGGACUUCAUCUCCAGGCAUUUCAGUUCCCCGGGAAACAAAGAAAACACACAAACAGAGAAGCACGCAUUUUGCAUUUGCCUUAAUUGGUACUACUUGGUAGGAUGGAAAGCUGUUUCCUGAAUGGAAAUGUGAAUGGGAAUUAUAUGGCAGCGGAAAGCUUCGGCGUGAACAAGGAUCCGUUGAAUUGGGGGACGGCCGCGGAGGCGGCGAAGGGGAGCCACUUGGAGGAGGUGAAGAGGAUGGUGGGGGAGUACCGGAAGGCGGUGGUGGGGCUGGGAGGAGAGACGCUGACGGUGGCUCAGGUGGCUGCAGUGGCGCGGCGGGGGGCGGCGGCGACUGUGGAGCUGCGGGAGGCGGCAAGAGCGGGAGUGAAGGCGAGCAGCGAGUGGGUGAUGGAGAGCAUGAACAAAGGGACGGAUAGCUAUGGGGUCACCACUGGGUUUGGUGCAACUUCGCACAGGAGAACCAAGCAAGGAGCUGCGCUCCAGAAGGAGCUCAUUAGAUUUCUGAAUGCUGGAAUAUUUGGGGGAGGGACAGAGUCGUGCCACACCUUGCCUCACUCUGCAACCAGAGCUGCAAUGCUGGUGAGGAUCAACACUCUCCUCCAAGGUUACUCUGGCAUCAGGUUUGAAAUCCUGGAAGCCAUCACAAAGCUCCUCAACCACAACAUCACUCCAUGCUUGCCCCUGCGCGGCACAAUCACCGCCUCCGGUGACUUGGUCCCGUUCUCAUACAUUGCUGGAUUCUUGACCGGUCGGCCUAAUUCCAAGGCCUUUGGACCUGCUGGGGAGUCCCUCGAUGCCCAAGAAGCCUUCUCCCUCGCUGGCAUCCAUGGCGGGUUUUUCGAGCUGCAGCCCAAGGAGGGUCUUGCACUAGUUAAUGGUACAGGUGUUGGGUCUGGCCUGGCUGCCACCGUCCUUUUCGAUGCUAACAUUCUUGCUGUUUUGUCCGAGGUUUUAUCAGCGAUUUUCGCAGAGGUUAUGCAGGGGAAACCAGAGUUCACUGACCAUUUGACACAUAAACUGAAGCACCAUCCUGGCCAGAUUGAAGCUGCUGCCAUAAUGGAACACAUUCUGGAUGGAAGCUCCUAUGUCAAGGCUGCAAAAAAUUUACAUGAGACAGAUCCCCUCCAAAAGCCAAAGCAAGACAGAUAUGCUCUUCGAACUUCGCCUCAAUGGUUGGGUCCUCAAAUUGAAGUGAUCAGAUCAUCGACGAAAUCCAUCGAGCGAGAGAUCAACUCCGUGAAUGACAACCCUUUGAUUGAUGUUUCCAGGAACAAGGCCUUGCAUGGUGGGAACUUUCAGGGUACCCCAAUUGGUGUGUCCAUGGACAACACCAGAUUGGCAAUAGCCUCAAUUGGGAAACUCAUGUUUGCACAAUUCUCUGAGCUUGUCAAUGACUUUUACAAUAAUGGGUUGCCUUCGAAUUUGUCAGCCGGCCGUAAUCCAAGCUUGGACUAUGGAUUUAAGGGCGCUGAGAUAGCCAUGGCAGCUUAUUGUUCUGAGCUCCAGUUCCUGGCUAACCCUGUCACUAAUCAUGUCCAGAGUGCAGAGCAACACAACCAGGAUGUCAACUCUCUAGGGCUGAUCUCUUCGCGGAAAACGGCCGAAGCUGUAGAUAUUCUGAAGCUUAUGUCUUCAACAUACUUGGUUGCACUCUGCCAGGCAAUUGAUUUGAGGCAUUUGGAGGAAAAUUUGAAGCACACAAUGAAGAGCACAGUGAACCAAGUGGCUAAGAAAGUUCUAGCCAUGGGGCUAAAUGGGGAGCUUCGAUCUUCAAGAUUCUGCGAAAAGGACUUGCUUAAAGUGGUCGACCGCGAGCAUGUUUUCACCUACAUCGACGAUCCUUGCAGCGCAACUUACCCAUUAAUGCAGAAGUUAAGGCAAGUACUCGUUGACCACGCAUUGAUGAACAGAGAUGAUUUAAAGAAUUCAAACUGUUCGAUCUUCCUUAAGAUCGGAGCUUUCGAGGAAGAAAUGAGAACCCUUUUGCCGAAGGAAGUAGAGACCGCGAGGAGCGCUGUUGAGAGUGGUAAACCAGCGAUUCCAAACUGCAUCAAAGAAUGCAGGUCAUAUCCCUUGUACAGGUUUGUACGGGAAGAAUUGGGAACUGAACUUCUCACUGGCGAGAAGUUUAGAUCACCAGGGGAGGAAUUUGACAAGGUGUUUGCAGCAGUAUGCGACGGGCAGCUGAUUGAUCCACUGCUUGAUUGUCUCGAGGGUUGGAACGGUGCUCCCCUUCCCAUUUGUUAGUAAUUUGCAGUGCAGCACUAAUCUUCAAAUUUCUUGUUGUUUUGGCAUGGAAAGCCUCUUUUAAAAUUGUGGAGAGAUUGUUGUCCUGGUCUUGUGACAUCAAGCCAACCUUAAAAUUUGUUUCUUUAACCUUUUCUUCCCCUACUGUGUUUCCUUGAAUCUCUGUACAGCAGUAGGUGUGAUUUUCAGUAGCUUCCAUUAAUGAAAUGUGUUACCAUUUUUUU